Messenger RNA from Nematolebias whitei (Rio pearlfish), 9288 nucleotides. It is a transcript of the gene tenm1, whose product is annotated as teneurin transmembrane protein 1. Gene Ontology annotation, cellular component: membrane; neuron projection. Gene Ontology annotation, molecular function: protein homodimerization activity; cell adhesion molecule binding; protein heterodimerization activity. Lineage: Eukaryota; Metazoa; Chordata; Actinopteri; Cyprinodontiformes; Rivulidae. Gene Ontology annotation, biological process: neuron development; heterophilic cell-cell adhesion; signal transduction. The coding region runs from base 488 to 8764 and encodes 2758 amino acids. The record is from RefSeq and is a predicted model, not a curated record. The transcript is spliced from 38 exons.
CUCGGUGCGGUGGUACGCUCCGUGCAGUCUGUUUCUGUCAGCACCGAGCCUCGGCACUUACAGCAGCAUCGGGUUCAACCGCGGCUAAACACACCGCGCCGAGCUCCCUGUCCCAUCACACACACACACACUGACACGCACACGCAGAGGAGAGUUGGCGCACACAGCCUCUGCAAAGGAGAUCCCUUAAUUCCUCUGCGCGCAAAUCGUUUCAUCGUCCUCUAUCGGCAUCUGAGAGCUUCAUCCUCAGCAUCAGCUUCAGCAUCAGCAUCAGCAUCAGCAUCAGCAUCAGCACCGCCGCCUCGGAGCCAGAGGUCUCCCCGCGCAUUUUACCAGGAACACCGUCACUACCGGGUGGGGGGAAUUGCCCAGUCUCCAGCAAUUACAGGCUACAGAACGGGGCUAAAGGGAUGAUGGCUUUACGUCGGAAAGACUCUUUGCUCUGUGCUGUGACUUUGCUGAGUGACUAAGUGGAGCCCUACAAGCCAUGGAGGAGAUGGAUAGUAAACCUUACCAGCCAUUGUCUAAGGGGCGCCAUGAAAUGGAGAUGUCCUACACCAGCUCAUCAGAUGAGAGCGAGGAUGGCCGCACUCAUCACCGCUCCUACACUUCUCGUGAAACCCUGCCUGACUACACGCAUGAGCUUCGCCUCACACUCGGUUCACAUCGGGAACGACAGAGCAACUACAGCCAACCCCAACCAGAUUUAGACUUUUGUAAGAGUGGGCAGCUAAGGAGCCCUGACUACCACAUCCAUCAGCAACAGCAGCAGCAGCAGCAUCAAGAAGAAGAGGAAGAGGUGCUGUGCACUGGACCUGCGACCCACGAUCAUAAUCACAGCUAUUCCCUUGGUGUGGGCUCUGACGUAGACACGGAGCCAGAGGUGGACCCCUCUCCUGCUCACGGCCUGCAACACAUGUGGAUGCGUGGCCUGAAGUCGGAGCAGAGCUCGUGUCUCACAAGCCGCGCUAACUCUGCCCUUUCUCUGACUGACACUGAGCAUGACAGGAAGUCCGAGCCAGACAAUGAGCUGCCCAGCAGUCCAGGUGGUCAGUUCACGUUUCGUCCGCUACCCCCACCUCCUCCUCCGCCCCACGCCUGCACCUGCGCCCGCCCGGCACCAUACGCUCAGGUCAGCCUGCAGAGGAAGACCAUGCCAACACGGUGCCAAACCAGCCAGGGGGGGCAGGGGGCAGACAACAGCUCGAGCACAGAUCAGGGCCAGCUUCACAACAGCUGGGUGCUCAACAGCAACAUCCCCCUAGAGACCAGACAUUUCCUGUUCAAGCAGGGGUCUGGUUCAUCAGCGUUGCUGUCGGGGGCUGGCCAGGGAUAUCCCCUGACCUCAGGGACAGUGUACUCCCCUCCACCACGACCCCUCCCUCGCAGCAGUGUCACCAGGCCUCUUUUUACCUUCAACAAGCCUCACCGCUGCUGCAACUGGAAGUGUACGGCGCUGUCUGCAUCUCUGCUCACGCUCACACUGGCCCUGCUGCUCACAUACGUCAUCGCGGUCCACCUGUUAGGUCUGACCUGGCAUCUGCGGCACGGCGAGAGUCAGCUGUAUGAAAACGGUCUGAGCUCAGCGGACCAUCAACAGGAGGACCACAUCAAAACCAGACCCACGAGCUCCAUCCACCUGCUGGACACGCUCAACCCUGAAAACACAUACACUGGUGACAGAGAGAAGUGGGUGAGAGGCCGUGCCAUUGACCGUGGCGAAAUUGACAUUGGGACGCAGCAGAGCCAGGCAAUCCCACCAGGACUCUUCUGGAGGUUUCAUAUGACUGUGCACCAUCCGACCUACAUCAAGUUCAAUCUCUCACUUUCACAUAACGCACUGCUGGGGGUCUACGGACGCAGGAACAUCCCACCCACGCACACACAGUUCGACUUUGUGAAACUGCUGGAUGGGAAGGCCCUGCCCAGGUCCCUGACUGAUCCCGUCUCAGCCGCCAAAGCUCCUAAAGGCCUGCUGCUGAGUGGUCUGCAAGAAACUGGCUUCAUUGAGUAUAUGGACCCCGGGACGUGGCACCUGGCUGUCUACAAUGAUGGACGCAACCUGGAGCAAGUGUUGCUCCACAGCACGCCGAUAGACUCAAUGGAUGGCUGCUCCACAGACUGUAAUGGAAACGGAGAGUGUGUGGCUGGACACUGCCACUGCUUCGCCGGAUUCCUCGGUCCUGAUUGUGCCAAAGAUUCGUGCCCCGUGUUGUGCAGCGGGAAUGGUCUGUAUGAAAAAGGAAGGUGUGUGUGCCUCGAAGGGUGGAAGGGGGCAGAGUGUAACGUAGAGGAAGGGCAAUGUAUCGAUCCCACCUGCUCCAACCACGGCACCUGCAUCCAGGGUAUCUGCAUCUGUAGUCCAGCCUAUAAGGGGGUCAACUGCGAACAAGUGGACUGUAUAGACCCUCAAUGUGGCGGGCACGGUGUGUGUGUGCGAGGGGAGUGCGUGUGCUCGGCGGGAUGGGCCGGCGUCAGCUGCGAUGACUCUCUGCCAGCCUGUCAAGAGCAGUGUUCGGGACAUGGCACCUAUCUCCCAGAGUCAGACACUUGUGCCUGCCAGCCCAACUGGACAGGACCAGACUGCUACACUGAGCUGUGCCUGGUGCCAUGUGGCAGCCAUGGCGUUUGCUCAGAGGGCCAGUGCCAGUGCGAAGAGGGCUGGAUCGGUGCCGCGUGUGACCAGAGAGCAUGCCAUCCUCGCUGUGAAGAGCAUGGCCAGUGCCACGACGGUACCUGCAUCUGCCAGCCUGGCUGGGAGGGGGAGCACUGUAACAUUGUUACGCAUGAUUUAGACGUUGUGGUAAAAGACGGCUGCCCUGGGUUGUGCAGUGGCCACGGACGUUGUACUCUGGAGCAGAGUGGCUGGCGCUGCAUCUGCCAAGCUGGAUGGAGUGGGCCUGGGUGCAGCGUUGUCAUGGAAACUGACUGCAGUGAUGGAACUGACAAUGACGGAGAUGGAUUGACAGACUGUGUAGAUCCAGACUGCUGUGAGCAGCUGAGCUGUGGCUCUGACCCCCUGUGUCACGGUUCCGCCGACCCACUGGCCCUGCUGCAGCAGAGCCCGCAGCCCCCCACCAUGCCGUCUGCAUUCACCAGCACACACACACAUAGCUUCUACCACCGCAUACGCUUUCUACUUGGCAAGGCAGCCACACACAGUCUCCCUGGAGACGUGCCCUUUGAUACCAGUCGGGUGGCUGUGAUUCGAGGUAGAGUAGUGCUGCAGGAUGGCUCUCCUCUGGUUGGAGUCAACAUCACCUUCCCACAGCAUCCUGAGUAUGGGUACACAAUCAGUAGGCAGGAUGGAAGCUUUGACUUGGUGACCUUCGGUGCGUUUUCAGUGACCCUCAUGUUCCAGCGUCCACCCUUCCUUUCCCAGACACGCACCGUGUGGACGCCAAACAACAACUUCCUGGUUCUGGAUCAAGUGACAAUGGCCAAAGAUGAAGCUCAGCCUUCUAAAUGUGACAUAAGGAGUGUUUUGAGCCCCUAUCCACUGGUUCUGCCUUACCCUCUUCCCAGAUACACUGGGUCAUGCACAGAUAAGGGGCCGGCUGUGCCUGAACUACAGGCGAUCCAGGAAGAAGUUUCCAUCCCAGGAGCUUUUGUGAAGCUGAACUACUUGAGCACCCGUGCUGCAGGCUACUUCUCUUUGCUGCGAAUCCUCCUCACUCCUCCUUCCCCGUCGUCCCCCGUUUCCCCCCUGGGUGGCCUGUCCAAGGUGCACGUCCGUGCGUCUGUCCAAGGAAGGUUAUACCAGCGGUGGUAUCCUGCUGGGCCCGGUCUGGUCCACAAGCUGGUCUGGAACAAGACAGAUGUUUACGGCCAGGAGGUGUGGGGACUUACACAUGCAACAGUGUCAGUUGGUUACGAGUACGAGUUGUGUCCCGGUGUCAUCCACUGGGAAAAGAGGACCGCUUUGAUGCAGGGCUUUGAACUGGUGCCCUCCAGCCUCGGAGGGUGGUCCCUGGACAAACAUCAUGCCUUCAACAUACAGAGCGGAAUCCUCCAUAAAGGGAAUGGAGAAAACAUCUUCCUGACCCAGCAGCCCUCUGUCAUCAACACCGUUAUGGGGAAUGGUUUCUAUCGCAGCGUCCCCUGUGGCCCGAGCUGCAGCGGUGCGGUGCGGGACAUGAUGCUGUUUGCUCCCGUGGCGCUGGCCAGCGGCCCUGAUGGAUCCCUCUACGUUGGAGACUUUAACUUUAUCCGCAGGGUCCACCCCGAUGGCUACACCAGGACCAUACUGGAACUGAAGAACCGGGACACCCGACACAGCACCAGCCCUGCUCAUAAGUACUAUCUGGCCAUGGACCCAGUGGGAGAGGUCCUCUAUGUAUCCGACACCAGCAGUCGCAGAGUUUACCGAGUCCGAAACCUCGUUCAGCCAAAAGACCCAGCGCGCAACCUUGAGGUAGUAGCCGGGACAGGAGAGCAGUGUCUACCUUUCGACCAGAGCCACUGUGGAGAGGGAAGAAAGGCCACUGAAGCUGCACUCAACAACCCCCGAGGUAUUGCAGUGGAUAAGAGAGGUGUUGUCUACUUCGUGGAUGGCACCACCAUUCAGAAGAUUAAUGAGAGGGGUUUGCUCUCCACUGUGAUUGGCUCAAAUGGACUCAUGUCGACGCAGCCACUGAGCUGUGAUGCACGCAUGGAUAUCAGCCAGGUGCGAUUGGAGUGGCCAACGGAUCUUGCAAUUAACCCUCUGGACAACUCGCUAUACAUCCUGGACAACAAUAUUGUCUUACAGGUGUCAGAGAGUCUUCAGGUGCGUAUAGUGGCGGGGAGGCCCAUUCACUGCCAGGUCCCGGGUAUCGACCACCACCUGGUGAGCCGAGCAGCCGUGCAUGCCACCCUGGAGGCUGCCAAAGCUAUUGCCAUGUCCCACCUGGGAACGUUAUUCAUCGCUGAGACGGACGAGAGGCGAAUCAAUCGCAUCCAACAGGUGUCCACCAACGGGGAAAUAGCCAUAAUCUCAGGAGCCCCCACGGACUGUGACUGUAAGAUAGACCCCAACUGUGACUGCUUCUCUGGAGAUGGAGGGUACGCCCGUGACGCUCGACUCAAAGCCCCUUCCUCCCUGGCAGUGGCCCCCAAUGGCACUCUGUAUAUUGCUGAUCUGGGAAACAUUCGGAUCAGAGCCGUCAGCCCCAACCAGCCUCAGCCCAGCCCAGCUGGACUGGUGGAGAUCAGCUCGCCACAGGACCGGGAGCUCUAUCUCUUCAGCCAGAAUGGUUCCCACAUGUCCACCAAACACCUCAUCACUGGCCACUACCUGUACAACUUCUCCUACAGCAUGGACGGCCUUCUCUCUGGCAUGACGAGUCGCGACGGCCGCAGCCUCCAGGUGAGAAGAGACGCUCACGGCGUGCCCCUCUGGCUGGCGCUCGCCGGCGGUCAGGUGUACUGGUUGUCCCUCAGCAACAGUGGGAUGCUGAGGAAGGUGUCCGCUCAGGGCCAUGACGUCGGCCACAUCUCUUACCACGGCAACACUGGUCUCCUAGCAACCAAGAGUGAUGAGAAUAGUUGGACGACUGUUUAUGAAUAUAACAGCGAGGGACGAGUCACCAACGUCACCUUACCCACAGGUGAGGUGAGCGGUUUCCAUGGCAACCUGGAGCGCUGGUCUCGAGUUGAGGUUGAGGCAUCCAACCAUGAAAACUUUGUCACCAGCACGAACUUGUCUGCCAGCGACACCAUCUACACCUUCAAACAAGAUCAUGCACAGAGCUCAUACAGAGUCAGCUCUGAUGGGUCGUUCCUCGUGUCACUGGCGAGUGGGAUGGAGCUGCUGCUGAGCACAGAGCCCCUCCUUCCAGGUGGUGUCGGGGGAGGAAUCAGCCCGAUGGCCAGCCGCUGUAACAUCAGCCUGCCUGGAGACCACGGCCCCAGCCUGAUCGAGUGGAGGCAGCGGAAGGAGCAGAGCAAGACCAACUACAGCACAUAUGAACGCAGGCUCAGGGCACACAACAGAAACCUGCUCUCUGUAGACUUUGAUCAGAGCACCAGAGUUGGGAAGAUCUACGACGACCACAGGAAGUUCACCCUCCACAUCCAGUACGACUCGCUGGGUCGGCCGGUGGUUUGGUCUCCCAGCAGCAAAUACACUGAAGUGAACAUCACCUACUCUGCUGGGGGGCUUUUGUCAUCCAUCCACCGAGGAGAAUGGUCUGAGCAGCUGGAGUAUGAGAACAACAGGGUGGUGUCCCGAGCCUGGGUCAACGGCAAGAUCUGGAGCUACACAUAUGCAGACAGAUCCAUCAUGCUGCUCCUGCACAGCCAGCGCCGUUACAUCUUUGAUUACGACCAAACAGACCGGCUGCUUGCUGUGACGAUGCCCAGCAUGGUGAAACACACGCUGCAGUCGCUGCUGUCCAUCGGCUACUACAGGAACAUUUACACUCCUCCGGACAGCCAGGCAUCGUUCGUGCAGGACUACACCCUGGACGGGCGGCUGAUCAGGACUCAGUACCUGGGAACGGGACGCAGUGUCUUCUACAGGUAUACAUCAGCAGCGAAGCUCUUGGAGGUGGUUUAUGACUCCAGCCUUGUGACCUUCACUUACGACGAAGCCUCCGGCACUGUCAAGACCAUUCAUCUCACCCAUAACGGCUUCAUGAGCUCCAUACGCUACAGACAGACAGGGCCCCUGACAAGCCGGCAAAUCUUCCGCUUCAGCGAAGAAGGCUUGGUCAACGCCAGGUUUGACUACAGCUACAACAACUUCAGAGUCACCAGCAUGCAGGCUGUCAUCAACGAGACCCCUCUGCCUAUUGAUCUGUACCGUUACGUUGACGUGUCCGGGCGAGUGGAGCAAUUUGGCAAGUUCAGUGUCAUUUUCUACGACCUCAACCAGGUGAUCACCACUCAUUUGAUGAAGCACACCAAAGUAUUCAACUCCUAUGGUCAGGUGGUGGAAGUCCAGUAUGAGAUCCUAAAGUCCAUCGCCUAUUGGAUGACCAUCCAGUACGACUCAGCCGGGCGAACAACCACCUGUGACAUUAGGGUUGGCGUGGACGGCAACGUGACGCGCUACACUUAUGAGUAUGAUGCAGACAGUCAGCUGCAAAGCGCCUCAGUCAAUGAGCGUCCUCAGUGGCGUUACAGUUACGACCUCAAUGGAAACAUUAACCUGCACAGCCUCGGAACAAGCACCAGGCUGACGUCGCUGCGCUACGACCAGAAAGAUCGCAUCACACACCUCGGGGACCUGCAGUACAGUGUUGAUGACGACGGCUUCCUCCGCCAGCGAGCCGGCGAAUUGUUCGAAUACAACUCCAACGGACUGCUGACCUGCGUCUACAACCGCAUGACAGAGCGCUCCGUUUGGUACCGCUACGAUGGACUGGGCCGGCGCGUGGCCACCAAGAACAGCCAGGGCGAGCAGCUGCAGUUUUUCUAUGCUGACCUGUCUCACCCCACCAGGGUCAGCCACUUGUACAACCACAGCAGCAAUCUGAUCACGUCACUGUACUACGACCUUCAGGGUCACCUCAUCGCCAUGGAGCUGAGCAGCGGGGAAGAGUAUUAUGUCGCCUGUGACAGCGUGGGGAGCCCGAGGGCAGUGUUCUCCAGCAAGGGCCGAUUAAUCAAAGAGAUCUUCUACACCCCCUAUGGAGAGGUUUAUCAAGACACAAAUCCUGACUUCAAGCUCAUCAUUGGCUUCCACGGAGGCCUGUACGAUCCAUUCACAAGACUGGUUCACCUCGGCAGGCGAGACUACGACACACUCGCCGGCCGAUGGACUUCACCCAACUAUGAGCUGUGGGGGGAGCUGAGCAAAGAGCCGCAGCCAUUUAACUUGUAUGCCUUUAAGAACAACUGCCCGGUUGGAAGCGUGGAGGAGGUGACACAGUUUACUACAGACAUUGGUAGCUGGCUGCAGCUAUUUGGCUUCCAGCUUCAUAACGUUGUACCUGGUUUCCCGAAGCCUGACGUGGGCACAAUGGAACAAACAUACGAGCUCAUGAAGACCCAGACGAAAACACAGAACUGGGACUCCAGCAAGAUGGUUUUAGGGAUCCAGUGUGAGCUGCGGAAGCAGCUGAGGAGCUUCAUCUCCCUGGAAAGGUUACCUCUGCUCUCCGACCCUGUGGGCUCCGCCUGCCAUAGACCGUCUCAUCCUCCCCCCUUCGGCUCCCGGCCCUCCAUCCUUGGCCCCAGCAUCCGCUUUGCAAUCUCGCACGGUCGAGUGAGCGCCGAGGUUAUCGGCGUGGCCAGCGAGGACAGCCGCAGGGUGGCGGCCAUUUUGAACAGCGCCAUCCACCUCAGCGAGCUCAGCUUCACGGUGCACGGCUGCGACACGCACCACUUCCUCCAGUCCCGCCCCAUCGAGGAAGACCUCGCCCUGGGGUUAGGAGUCGGGGGCCGUGUCCUGGAGAACGGCGUGAACGUGAGCGUGUCCCAGAUGAGUGCCACGGUGAAUGGCAGGACUCGGCGCUUCGCCGACAUCACCCUCCAGCAGGGGGCGCUGUGCCUGUGCGUGCGUUACGGUGGGACCGAGGAGGAGGAGCGGGCUCGUGUGAUGGAGGAAGCGAGGAAGAGGGCGGUGGAGGGAGCGUGGGAGAAGGAAAGGAGGAGGUUGGAUAUGGGGGACGUGGGGAGCAGAGCGUGGAGCGAUGCGGAGAAGCAGCAGCUGCUGUCCGGAGGACGCGUCCAGGGCUACGACGGCUACUACUCUCUGCCCGUGGAGCAGCAGCCAGAGCUGUCCGACUGCCCCACCAACAUCCACUUUAUGACACUAAGCGAGGUGGGGGGCAGGUAACAGAGACACACAAAUAACCCCCCACCAUCCCACCAAAGACUGCCUGUUUCUACUCUGCUCUGAUUUGUUCUACUGUUUCUAUACUUUACUGAAAAAAGAAGUCGAUGACUCUGGAGAACAAGAAGAGAGACCGAGGGGGGAAAGAAAAACUUCCAAAUGCCUUUAAUUGUGACAAAAUGAUGGUAUUUUAUUAUUAUCGUCCAGUUUCUCCGAUUUCUAACGGUGGCACAAGCAGUGUGGUUUGGCUGUGGCUUUGCUUUUUGUAUUCCAACUGACUGACAGAUGGACAGAGACGGACGGACAGACAAUCUGCCUUUUGCUGUUUCACAACUCUUCAUCCCUUCGGACUCCGUUCACUGAUCUGUGGCUAUGAAGACUGUGGCUCCACCAGUGACUGAUCCCCCCCAUCACCCGUUCACGACUCGCACUAAGAGCUCUCCGGUUGCCAUUUGAGUUCCCAUAUGGUUUACCUCGGAUAUACUAUCGUUUACAUAUUGUGUAAAAGAGGCCUUUUUGACUCUGAC